Messenger RNA from Vicia faba (fava bean), 786 nucleotides. The record is from the annotation of a GenBank genome assembly. Lineage: Eukaryota; Viridiplantae; Streptophyta; Magnoliopsida; Fabales; Fabaceae.
AUGAACAAUGAGCGUCCAUUUUCACCUCAAAAUUCUCUCAAAGUCAAUAAAGAAUCUCGUAAGAUCAUCAAGAACACGCCAUUGCCAAAACCGUUGAAACCGACCCAGCUGAUACGGGAUGGCAUGAUCUAUUCCGUGCCUCAAAGAGUCAUCAAUGUCUCUACCCAGAACUUCAAAGACGUUGUCCAAAGCCUCACCGGUAUAGAACAACCUACCGGGUUGAGUGAAGUUUCGCCUGCAGCAAGGCUUGCUUCGACUGAAAGAACGAGUUCGGAGAAGAAAGAAAGGUCUUCUUGGAGUAAUGCGGACGAUGACAUGAUGCGGAUGUUGGAUAAUGGGGUGCAAAUGAGUCCAUUUCCAGGAAUCUUAUCGCCAGAGCCGGCGAUAUUGCCGUCAUUUCAUUCUGAGAAUUUUUUACCGGCGACAUUGCCGCCGAUAACACCCUUGAAUUUGCCACAGACACCAUCAGAUAUUCUCACGCCCAACAAUUGGCCGCCGUUACCGUCUGAUUUUUUCUCGCAGAUAACGUGGCCACUCACACCAACCGAUACUUUCUUGCAAGACACAUUUCCGAUGAUUCCGUCAGGGUCUCGGACGCCUGAGACAUUACAACAAAAACCGAUCGGAGUUUUUUCACCGGUUUUAGGCCGGCACUCGCAGACGGUGUUGUCUUAUAAUGACGUUUGGCCGGAGAAUAACGCCUUUGUAAAACCGUCCGAAUUUUUUCCCCCUGAAGAUGGUUCGCCACGGUCGCCACCGAUCCAGUUCAAGCCUUUCAAUUACUGA